Botrytis sinoallii is the source of this 6394-nucleotide messenger RNA. RefSeq lists its product as uncharacterized. NCBI's taxonomy places the organism in Eukaryota, Fungi, Ascomycota, Leotiomycetes, Helotiales, Sclerotiniaceae. The transcript has 4 exons. Gene Ontology annotation, biological process: mitotic spindle organization; microtubule-based movement. Gene Ontology annotation, molecular function: microtubule motor activity; ATP binding; microtubule binding. Bases 205 to 5406 code for a protein of 1733 amino acids. The record is from RefSeq and is a predicted model, not a curated record.
UGCAGCACUCGAUUCUUCAACUACAAUAUUAUUCACUCGCAUUCUGCCAAUCUCCAAUCAAUGAAUUUGCGUUGGCGGUUAACUAUUUCCAACACCUUCUAAUUACUUAUCGAAACAUCAUCCAAUUUAUUUACAAUCACAACGACAUAAUAUUACACGGCGGUCUCCAGAACAUUUUGUCGCAACGAACGCUCCAGUAGAGCCAUGGCCAGCUCCCCUCCAGAAUCGCCCCAAGUGAGUCUGCCCAGGCCCGCAAGCGCAAUGAUGAAAGGAGUACCAAGAUCGAAUAGUGGAAUGAGCAUGAGCAGUAAAACUGGAGGAAGUCGAGCCUCGGACGAAGAUGGCAAAACUGCUGUCAAAGUUGCUGUGCGAGUUAGACCACCCCUCCGACCAACCGAUCCUGGCUUCGACCUCAUCCCACAAAGAUUUCAACGACCUAUGGUACAGGUUACCUCACCCACAAACUUAGCAAUCGAAUCUCCCCAGGGAAAGAAGAUAUUCGUGUUUGACAGAGUAUUUAGUGAAGAUGUGGACCAGGAAGGAAUUUGGGAAUAUCUGGUAGAGAGUACAAAUGCCUUCAUUCAGGGAUACAAUGUCUCUAUGCUGGCAUAUGGACAAUCUGGUGCUGGAAAGUCUUUCACAAUGGGUACAUCCGGUCCAGGCGAGCAAGGAAAAUCCGAGGUUAUGGGUGUUAUUCCACGUGCGGCCAUGGCAAUAUUUGAGAAACUCGGCGGCGGGAAACCGCAGCAAUCCAAUCGGAGUUCUAUGACUGGUCUAAGAGCUCCCAAGAGGUACUCCACGAUUCCUGCUGCUGUGUCUGCGGAGGACAAAACUUGGAGUCUCAAGGCAACGUAUGUCGAAAUUUACAACGAGCAGCUGCGAGAUUUAUUAGUUCCCGAACAUACACCAGCUCAUGAACGAGAGGUGGUCAAUAUUCGAGAGAACACCAAGGGUCAUAUUCUUCUUACCGGAUUACACCAAGUCGAGAUCAAUACUGUGGAAGAUCUCAUGGCGGCACUAAACUUCGGGUCUAUGAUUCGCCAAACCGAUGCAACCGCGAUCAACGCCAAAUCUUCACGAUCUCAUGCUGUGUUCAGUUUGAAUCUGGUCCAGCGCAAAUCGAAGGUAACACCAGGUGCUGAAAAGAGAUUUUCCGUUCCACUAGAAGCCAUGAAUGGUGGAGAAGUGGUCACAAUUGACAGCAAAUUCCAUUUUGUCGAUUUAGCUGGCAGUGAGAGAUUAAAAAAUACCGGCGCACAAGGAGAAAGAGCUAAAGAAGGCAUUUCCAUCAAUGCUGGUUUGGCUAGUUUGGGCAAAGUUAUAUCGCAAUUGUCAUCCCGACAAGCCGGAUCCCACGUGUCGUACCGAGACUCAAAACUCACUAGGUUACUCCAGGAUUCACUUGGAGGUAACGCGAUCACUUACAUGAUUGCGUGUGUUACGCCGGCCGAAUUUCACCUUAGCGAAACUCUGAAUACAGUGCAAUAUGCUCAGCGUGCCCGCGCAAUUCAAAGCAAGCCUCGAAUCCAGCAAGUUUCAGAUGAGAGCGAUAAGCAAGCUGUCAUCGACCGCCUGAAAGCCGAAGUCGCUUUUCUUCGGGAUCAGAUUAAGCACAGUGAAAGCGGGGGUGAUCGUCGUAGCAAGCCCACGAGUGAGAGGCCCGAGCGACAAAACGAACGAGAAGUGGAACUGCACAAUCAGCUACUUGACACGCAGGAAAAUUACACAGCCCUUAGCCAACGUCAUGCUAAGCUUAUAGCGGAAUUAGCCAGAGCCAGGGAUGAGGAAGUCGCUGAUAACCAGGCUCAUGAAAAUACGUUGGGUGACAGUGCCACAGAGAGACUAAAACGCUCGAACUCAUUCGCCGAGGCGGUUGAACAAGUGGUCCUCGAAUACGAAAAAACGAUUCAAAGUCUUGAACAUUCUCUUUCUAACACUCGAUCAUCUUUAUCCAAUACCGAAACUCAACUUUUGGAAAAAGAAGCAAAGUGUGCUUAUGCCGAGACAGUUAAUCAACAGCUUCAAGCACGCUUACAAAAGUUGGCCGAUCGAGAAGCUAAUACAGAAAGCUAUUUACAUGACUUAGAAACAAGGCUCGAAGGCCAUACUUCAGGCGAAGACAAAAAUUCGGCAAUUGUCAUGGAGCUCCGCAAAGAGAUUGCUCGCAUUCGCGAAAAUGAAGCUACUUCCGAAGACUACAUCUCGACUCUCGAGGAACGCUUAGCCGAGGCCGAUCAAGAUUCGGAACUGAUGCAACGUGAGAUCGAUCGAUUGGAGCACGUUAUUGAACGCCAACGAAGUCUUGGGAAAUUGGACAGCCUGCUUUAUGAUUUGGAUAACAUUCAGCAUGAAGGAAAAAAUGGCGACGACAAUAAAGCCCCGAAUAGCAAGCGAUCUUCUAUUGCCAUGAAUAGCCGUCGACAAAGUCUUGCAAGUAGGAGAAAUCAAAAGAAUGUCAUUCUAGAGACCGACAACGAAAGCGAUGAAGAUUUCUCAGUAAGCCCCGCAAAUGGCAUCAGAUCCGAGACUGAUGGUCCCGCCGAUCGUGGAGAGUCAAUUGAGCUCGAAACUCCCCUGAAAAGGUUAAGUGAGGAAAUCGAUAGCCAGUACACGCCACAAAGCCCGGCUCAGUCAAAGUUUGUCGAGGAUAAGCUCGAGAGUGUUACUCAAGAACUCGUUGAUUUAAGAGUUGAGCAUGAAGCUACUGUCGGCGAAUAUGAUCUUCUCUCAAAUAAAUAUGAAGAAGCCCUUCGUACACUGGCCGAACUUCAAGACGCUGUUGACGAAGCCCGUAAUACCGGUGCACGUGAUUCUAUUUUGUCGACUCCUACGGCAAGAACAGCUUCUUUUUUAGCAGACGCGAGGGUGAACGAGCUAAAGGGUGGAGGACAAUACUCAUCCUCGCGAUCACUUUCAUCGGAAUUGUCCUCAGCUGGGGAACUACCCACUACCGUAGAACAAUCUGAUGCUGAAGCCGUGAUCAAAAAUUCGGAGUCGGUAGCUACCUCAGAUGAGGUCAGUGACACGACAAGUACGGCGGAAGUUGAUAAUUUGAGAAGGUUAGGCGCAGAGCACGAAGAGGCACAAGUGAUUCUUGCUGAGAAAUAUGCCCAAUUGGAAGAAGAACACACAGCGGCUCUUGAUCGCAUGGAGGAGCUCAAGGCCGAGGUUUCAAAGGCGAGAAUGAAUGCCGAAGCUACAUUAUCACGUUCGGGCACGCCAGUUAUACGUCGCAAAUCCAGCCAAAACGUUAUGAUUAUCGAUCGGGCUCAUAGAUCAUUCGCCUCUUUAAGGAAUAUUGCAGCGGAAAAUUUUGAGCAUGAUCCUGACGUUAUGGCAAGCUUUGAGUUAAACUUGAACACCGCCAUGCACGAAUUACAUACCCGCUCAGAGCGCAUUCAGGAGCUCGAGGCCGAUGUCAGUACAGUCAAGAAGGAGUUGGAAACCAAGACAACUAUUAUUAGUGGGCUUGCAAGAGAAAGAUCGAGCAUGAAGGCGUCACCUAUGGAUAUGUCGCUGGUUUCAACUAUGCAGGACCAGAUCAUCAACUCGGAGAACCAAGUAAGAAUGCUCCAGGAGACUUAUAAUGCUCGCGAAAAGGAGCUGCUUCAGCAAAUCGAAUCUCUUCGGACUUCUAUCAAUCUCAGUCAUAAGGUUAAUGGCAACUCCGCUGACAAAGAUGAUUCUGAGGGUAACGGAGCAGAGUAUGAUCAUGAAAGAAAGAUAGCAGAACUGAAAGCAGAAGUUAUCAAUUGGGAAGGAAAGCAUCAGGCUGUAUUGUCUUCUAUGCAAAGUUCUCAAAACACACUCGAAGCUACUAUAUCUGAAUUGGAACAACAAUUGACAAGCUUGGUAAGAAGCGGGGAGCAUAGGAUUCGCGAAGUUGGAGAUCAUAAUACACAUGUUUCAAACUUGCAAAGAGAAGUUGAGGAACACAAGGCUUCUGUUGUCGCAAACGUCUCGCGAUUUGCUGAGCUCGAGCAAGCCCAUGCAUCAACUCGUGAACAGCUCGAGGCAGCCAUCCAGUCAAAGAAUAUUGUCUCCGCUGAGAUGGAAGGGCACAAAAUUCUUGUGAAUCGAUUGGAAGAGCAGAUCGCCGAGCAUGAGAGCAUUGUCAAGGCUCACCACGAAGGAAUAUCCCUCUUGAACGCAAAUCAUGCGAAGGAAAUUGAGGAAAUUCGCUCAAAUAGCCAGGCUGACCACGAGGCUCAGGUAAACGAGUUAACGGCUAAACAUCAGGAAAGCACCGAUGCACUUACAAGAGAGCUCUCUGAAGCGAGAGAUGAUCUGACAAAGAUCGCUACUCAGGUCGCGCUUGCACUUGGAUUAGACGUUAGCACAGAGAAACUGCAAGAUAGGAUCACAGAUCUCAUUGCAAGCCAGAAAGCGCUCUCGCAUCAAGAAGCUAAAGUCGGCGAGCUCGAGACGUUCACUAAAGAGUUAUCAACCAUAAAUCAGUCUGUCAUGAAGGAGCUUGAGGAUACCAAGGCGGAACUGGCUAGUCUCUUGGCCAAGACCACCGAAGGUUCAAGAUUGAGGGAUGAAAAUGCUACAGUCGCAGAUCAACUAGCAGCUUUGAGAAAGGAGCUGCACGACCUUGAAACUAAGAACAAGAAAAACUCAAGAUUAGUAGAAGAGCUUGAGGACCAACUUGCCUCAAAUUUCGAUGAACAUCAAGCUGCUAACAAUCGUUUGUCUACACUCCAAACGGAGCGUAAUGCUCAAUUAGACGAAGCCAAUGCAAAUGCUCUUCGUGCUCAGACUGAGCUGGAUGCGAUCAAAGAGGAAUUAGCCACCCUUCAGGCCAAAUACGACGUUUUGCUAUCCGACGCCAGCAACAAGAGUUCCAACUCGAUCACUUCGCGACUCCACAAAUCGGCAUCCGUGACUUCACUCCCAUCACCACCCCCGGCAAUUCCUUUACCGCCACUACCUGGAAAUUCGGGAACUGCACAGACAGGACCCGCUCCUUCAACAUCGCCAGUUCCACCAACACCUACACAAAGUAGCUUCAAUACUCGCAAUAGUAAAGACAUAGCUGCAACUCAAAUUCAAGAGGACCAAGAAGCCCGUAUCCGCACUAUCGAGAAGCACCUGUUCGCUGAAAAGCAGCUCACAUCCACCCUUGAAGAGGCUCUCACAGAUCUUGAGAAACAAAGCAACAAGGUCAAAGCCGAUUGUGAUGCAUGGCGAAGACGUGCCAAUGAACUGGAAGUUGAAUUGAAAGCUGCCGAGGAGAAGGCCAAGAAUGGCGAUGCCGAGAAGGAAAAUCGUUGGAGCUUAAUGCAAGUCGAAGAAGAGAAGCGCAAGAGGAAAGAGGCAGAGCUCGCGAGAGCUCACCUUGAAGAACGUAUGAACGCUCUCAGCAGCAAGAAAAAGAAGAAGGGCAGUUUGAAUUGUUUCUAAAAGAAUAAUCCGAAGUCCUGUAUCAACAUUUCCAAGCUGCGUUUUCUUGCGACACCUCUGGCUUUCGCUUUACAAUUUAUUCCCAUCUUACCUACAUCUACAUCUAAUUCACGCCACUGUAAUUUGUCUCAACGAACUCACUUGCCACAACAUCUCACCGCAAACCCGCGAAAAUUGGGAGCACUCCUCACAAACAAUAUUCAAAUAUCGCGACUGCGGCAUGAAAGUGGAGGUCUGGAAUCGAAUUUUUGCUUCACCAUACUCACCAAUUUAUUUCCUUGUACUUUAACGUCCCGCGAUUUUACGAGAUACCACAAAAUUUUCCAACUUGUUUAUUUUAUUUUAUUUUGCGCCGCAGAAGACCUUUUUUACUUUUUUGCUUCUUUGAUAUUUUGAAUUGGCGAAGGUGUUUUAUAGAGCGAAACGAAAAUGGCAAUGAACGGCAUUGAUGUUUACAUUUCUCUAAUUUGCUUAUUUGCUUGUUUAGACUAGCGAAUGAUCUUUGCAAUUUUGCUUUCUGAUUCUUCUUUCUGCUGUUUGGGAGGAAACACAUUUUUAUUAUGCUCAGAUAGAGAUUUUUAGUUUUGAUUCUUCAUGUGAUAUGGUGAGGUGGGGAAGAUAGCUUGAGGGGAAGCUUGUUGGGUGGUGAAUGGUGCUUGCAUGAUGGGUUUCCUGGUUGGCGAAGAUGCAUACCGGUAUUGGAAGACGAAGGAGUUGAGGAGGAAAACGGGUAGACGAAGAGUUCCUGGUGAUGGUGGAGAAUAAUGACAAAAAUGAGAUCAACAUUUCGAGCGGAUUUUUAUGCACAAGAGCGACUACCUUGCUGGAUUUGAGGUAGCAUGAAACAUCAUAGCAGGAAGGCAAGAAGGAAGAAGGGAAAUCUGGUUGAUUAGACAACCCUAGAGAGGAGAUGAGGACGAUAUCUGGAGUACAAAACAUGAUGAUAGUGCACAGAUCAAGAACAAAUAGAAUGAUGAUUUACCUUAUA